Molecule: messenger RNA, 1624 nt
Organism: Effrenium voratum
Lineage: Eukaryota; Dinophyceae; Suessiales; Symbiodiniaceae
Source: the annotation of a GenBank genome assembly
UCUAUUGAGACACAGCCACUUUCUAGCCACGAGUGAUGGGCUGUUCCUCCUAUGCGCCAGGCUGAUUUUAACGUCCUCGUCCUGCAGGCGGCUUUGAUUGCGUACUUGAUAUGGUGGUUCCGCGCACCGCUCAAGCGAUGGGCACUUGCGAGGUACCGCAUUGCGAUCGAAGCUUACCGGGAGGCCCAGGAAAAAAGAAGACAAGCCGAAGAAAAGAAGGAAUGCAAGGAUGAUGUGGCAGUGCAAAAGGAGGGCAAGGAGGCGAAGGCUGCCGUGGUCGAUGAAGGAAAGAAGCAGCAAGCCGCUCGCCAGAGACGGCGACCAGCUGCCAAGUUGCAGGAUCUCAACGCCAAAGAACUGCUGGAAGUGGUGGCACCUGCGUCGAGCACCUCCAGCGAGGUCGACCUGCACGCGCCUGACGAAGACGAAGCGACUCCCCACGACAGUCAUCAAGGCGAUGGCGAAGAUCGACCGAAGGGAUCGUUGCUGUCAAGAACCUCCGAGGUGUCGAUUAUGCACGAGCUUCGACCUGGCAAGGGUGAUGAGGCUGUGCUGGCAGCUGUCCAGUUGGCCUUCUCAGAGCUCUGCAGCUGCAACUUGUGGAGUACCUGCAAACAACAUCGGUUGAAGGUGUCCAGCUGUGUGCGCUGGACUGGCUCUGACUGGGAGGCUGUUGGGAUUCUGCUCUACCGGCUGGAGCCACACCUGCUGCAGGUUGUGUUCCUCGGCGUGCUACCCGCUUACCGGCGUCAGCAUGUCGGACGUGCACUGGUGAAGGCCCUGCGGGAGCUUGCCAGGCGAGAUCCCAACUGCAUGAGCAUCAUGGCGGUGGUUCCAGAGCAUGCAGAGGCUGUCCACUUCUUCAAAGCCGCUGGCUUCAAGAGAAGUGAGCCCGGAGGAGAACACCAGGUCAUGCGGAUUGACCUCAGGCGGCUUAAGAGCUCGAGGCUCACUUUGGCCCAUUUCCGCGGCGCGAGCAUCAGGCUUUCUUCCGAUUCCGGUUCAGGCAGACAUCUCCUUCUAUGGGAGCAGGUUGUAGCGCAGGCGAGGUGUCAGUCGCCCAAGGCGCAGAAGGAGAAGGUCGCGAGUUCGAGGGCGGAGAAAGCUGAGCCGGAAGCUGCAGCUGGGAAGCCGGAAGCAGAGAGCGAGGCGAAGGUUCCCAGUGACCAUCACGAAGCGAGGGCGCAGGAGGAAGCAUCUGGCGAAGAGGCGGUUCAAGACCCGCCGACUUUGACUCACCCAGCUGAUCCCACAUUAGCCGAAGAGGUGGCUGAGGACCGAAGCAAUGGUGACCGUGAUGAACCUGUGGCUCUGAGUGCGGAGGAGCCCCAAGAGGCAGAGGCAUCGAGAGAAGGCCGUGACGCUGAGGACAUACCAAGAGGAAGCCAAGCAUCAAGAACUUCUUCCCGCGAAGAUGCUGAGGUUCCUCCUCCCAGCCAGGCCAGAAGCAAGGCUGCGAGGAAGGAUCCGAGCUGGAUGCCGACGCUGAGGCACCUGCAACCAGCAGCCAAGAUGCCUCUCAGCUACAAGCAGUAGAUGAGCAUACGGCAAGGACAAAGACUCCUGGACUUCCGUUUCUGUUGGCAGAAGCGGCUCUUCGGUUGUGUCACGAAAAAGCGAUGCC